ACCUCCCUUUUCCCGCACUCAAUAUAGAACAUCCAUACCCUUAUACUUCGUCAUCAACUAUAAAGACAUUUAUGAACUAUAGUAGAGCUGCAAAAAGUAGCAAAAAUAUUUGUCAGUUAUUUGUGACAAACAAAAGCAAAAAGCAAAGCCAUAGCAAGAAUUCUUAACUUGUAGGAGCAAAGGUUGAUGGAGAUUCGUGUUGAAAACGGGGAUUCGUCAUCCCACGGCAUUGUCGUGGACGAAAAUGCCCCUCUUCUCGAGCCGCAGGAAGCGGAUGAGAAGAGCCUCGUGCAGAGAGCCAUCAGCCAGACGUUCCAGAGCGUGGCCCACUUGGCCAACCGUCUACCGACCGGCGCCGUCCUCGCUUUCCAGCUUCUGGGGCCCAUAUUCUCCAACGCGGGCCACUGCGACGCGGUCGGGCGGUCCCUGACCGCGUCGCUGGUGGCGGCGUGCGGCCUCUCGUGCUUCGUCCUCAGCUUCACCGACAGCUUCAAGGAUAGGCACGGGAACGUCUGCUACGGGCUGGCGACGCCGGGCGGACUAUGGGUGAUCGACGGGUCGUCCGCGCUCCCGCCCGAACUCGCGGAGAAGUAUAGGGUGAGGUUCAUCGAUUUCAUGCACGCCGUGAUGUCGGUGUUGGUUUUCGCGGCGGUGGCGUUGUUUGACCAAAAUGUGGUCAACUGUUUCUACCCGACGCCGUCCGUGGAAGCCAGGGAGGUUCUCACGGCCGUGCCGGUCGGAAUCGGGGUGUUUUGCAGCAUGCUUUUUGUUGUUUUUCCUACCAAGCGCCAUGGCAUUGGUUUCCCCCUCACAGCAGAGAGUUGAUUAUUAAGUCAUCAUGUAUAUUUUGCUCCAGAUUGUUUUUAUUUCUACAUUGAACACUAAAUAAAGACUAAUUUACAGUCUCUGUAAAAUGCAAACAAGGCUCAUAAAAACGCCCUCCACAAGUCUUCAAUUGUAGGGGUUAAAGAGCAAUGAUUCCAGCAUUGUAAAUCCCAAUUUCUUAUUGAUAAAGAAAUAUUUUUCCACACUGUAAAUUAAAAAAAAAAAAAACUAAUAUAUGGUCCGUAUAAGAAUAAGGGUUACUCUUCUCCAGAGGAAUCAAGGGCCCCAGAGGACACGGAGAAAUUGAGCCAUUGUGUCAUAAUGAAAUAAGGUAUAUAAAUUAAUUUUUUUAAACAAUAAUUAACAUUAUAGUAAUAAGAAUAAUAAAAUGUCAAAUUCAUAGUAUAUAUACAUACAAAAAAAAAAUACAUCGUCAAUUGGUUCUAAUCUCACACAAAUUAAUUAAGCAUAAAAUGUGUAAGCCGAUCCAUGCUAUAUAUCAUGAAGAUCAACCUAAAAAAUCAUCUGAGUUAUCUACCUUAAAUCAUCGCCACAAUAUGAUCGAUGCAUACUUAGCAACAAAUAGAUGAGUAGAUGACAGAAUAUUUAGGGGAAAAGUGGGAAUAAAAGAAACAAAUAGGAAAGAGGGGAAGAAAUUGUUACCAAAGGA
Messenger RNA from Cuscuta campestris, 1495 nucleotides. Lineage: Eukaryota; Viridiplantae; Streptophyta; Magnoliopsida; Solanales; Convolvulaceae. The record is from the annotation of a GenBank genome assembly.